AGAGCUGCAGGAAGUCUGUUAGUAAGUCUGUUAGUAAGUAAAGGUGCUGCGUUCUUGUCUGGCUUGCAACUUUUCUAUCACCUGACCCAGCACAGAGUAAAGGGCAAAGGAACUGGCUGAAUUAUCACUAGAAAACACAGUCAGUAAUGGAGACCAAAUACUUGUUCCUGCCUCUUCUACUACUCAUGGGAUCAACCAAUGCAGUGUACAAACAGUGGAUACCUAAUACCAACUAUGAGAAUGCUUUAAACUGGAAUGAACAGAGAGUUCCAUGCUCCCAGGAUACAGUGAUGUUUGACAGUGGCAAGAAGGUUUCAGUCUAUGUUCAAGCAAGUCAUUCCCUAAAGGACAUGUACCUGCCGUGGGAUGGAGAGUUCAUUCUGUCACCGAGCGCAGGCUUCUUGGCCUCUACUGAAGAUAUUGCAGAAUGUGGUAAAGGGUCGACUAUAAUGUUCCGAGACACAGACCAGCACAAGUGGCUUGAUCCUACUUUGUGGCUAUCUGGUCUUUCAGUGGAUGAUCUUGAGGGGGGCAAAUCUCUCUUUCACGUGGAUGCAGAGCGCGUACCCUGUCAAUACGAUGAUGUAAUAUUUCCCCCAGAAACAUCAUUUUGCGUUAGCAUUGAGGCAACAGACUCUGCAAUCCAGCUAAAAAGCAUUUCUGUAAUGGGACAGAAAUUUAGCAGGGACGAGGACUUUUCCCAGUAUCGUCAGUCAAAUACUGGAAAACUACAGUUCACUGGACCCGGCAGCCUGCAGAUCACAAACACCAAGUGCAGAGAUAAAACUGGAUGUGAAUGUGGGAAUAACUUGUUCCUCAGAGAAAUCUGCUCCAACCUGCUGAGGCACCAUGGGAAUAAAUGUCCCGAAGUCACAUGUGCUAAUCCCUUGCAGCCAGUCGGACACUGCUGUGAAAUAUGUGGAGCCACUGUCUCUCUAGAACACUCAUCUCAAUUUGACCUGGAGAACUAUCGCAAUCGCCUCACCCACACGUUCCUCAGCCUGACUAAAUAUUCAGGUGUUAAACUGGCCAUCUCCAAAGUACAAAAGCCCCUGACUGUGCUAGGAAUAAUACCUCGAGGUUCCAUCCCUGAAAUACAGAUUGUGAUCAUUGAUGAUAAAAAUGGGUCCCAGACAGGAAGUGAUGCACAGCAGCUUGCUUAUGACAUCAUGUCGGACAUACAAAGCCACGGGCAAACUUUCGGUAUUAUAAAAGGAAAAUUGUUAUUGGCUACAGGCAGUGGCACAAGCGCCCACAAAACUGACAUACCAGUGGGGACAAUUUUUGCAAGUGUCAUUGGGUUUAUUAUUUGUGUGGCUUUGAUUGGAGCCACCUACUUCCUCUACAGAACUGGGGUUAUAAGACUGCCAUCAUUUCAUGCAAUAACAUUUAAGAGAAUGAGAAACAGAACUGAAGAAGUAGUUACCAAUAUGGAAAGCAAAGGAUUUGAAAAUCCAAUAUUUGAUGGGAUACCAGAUAACUCAACAGAUGUUCCACCAUUAUAUGAGGGAGAGGAAGCACUGAAAGGAAUUGUUAUCAGACAGACUGGUGUACAGUUUACAAAUCCUUUAUAUGAUGAUUCUACUAAUGACAUUUAAGGGCAAUGUUAAUAAAUUGUUGGGAAACAGCACAAUGGAGUGUAAAGUAAUAGAAACAUUAACAUAGGCAGAGACUUUUUUGUUUGGGGAGGCUAAAGAUGGGCCAUACACAGACUAACCUUAAGCUAAUGUGACACUUAGUGGAUUCACUGCUGGUGUAAAAAAUUAACCUUCCAACUACCUCUUACUGUUUCCACUGACUCCCAGGGAUACUGUGCAAAAGUGUGGAUGGGAGUGUUUUUUUUACCCUAAAAUGCUUCGGAUGUAUGUUUGUUAUGUAUUCAUAACGUGCACUUCUGUGAGGGAUUCUCCAUCCAUUUGUGUUUGGGAUCAAUUAGCUUAAAUGGGAAGUUCACCUUUAA
Molecule: messenger RNA, 1960 nt
Organism: Xenopus tropicalis (tropical clawed frog)
Lineage: Eukaryota; Metazoa; Chordata; Amphibia; Anura; Pipidae
Gene: amn
Product: amnion associated transmembrane protein
Exons: 12
Coding region: 147-1598 (483 amino acids)
Cellular component (GO): plasma membrane
Source: RefSeq, a predicted model, not a curated record